AUGAACCGGAAGAAACUUUUGGAUGCAGCCAGGGGUGUUGUCAAUGGCAGCGUAGGUGCAAGGAAGAAAGAUUCUCCUGAUAGGGUAUCUGAUGCUGCUACACAGAGCCGUUCCCUUCGCUGUUUCCCCCUUCAGCAGCAGCACGUCGAAGAAGCUUUUACUACUUCCACCCCUGGCCAAUUCCAUUCAUUGCUAUGCGAGAAAAUCAGAAAAGCAAAAACUCGCGUGUCGCUCGCAUCGCUUUAUGUGGGUCCAGCCGCAUCUCCCACUGCAACUCCACGAGAGCAAGACUUCCUGGACGCUCUUGAAAUCGCUGCGGCAAAACCACAAGUUCAAGUGAACUUGAUUCUGGAUAAAAACAGAGCGUUGAGGCCAGUGCCACUCUCGGCAGAUGCCAAUGCAGCAACCACUUCGUCGGCUCAGGCUGUCUUCGUGGCGCUCACAGCUGGCGGUAAUCAUGGGGACAAAAAUAAUAAUCUGGCGCCAGAGGCUGGCGCCAACAACUUGUUCUUGGCUUCCGUUUUGUCACCAUCAAUGCAGUACAUUCUCCCUAACCCCUUCAAUGAAGUGGCAGGUGUCUUUCACAUGAAAGCUUAUCUCAUAGACGAUGAACUGAUUAUUUCAGGGGCGAAUCUGAGCGAGGAAUACUUUGUGGAUCGGCACGAUCGCUAUUUACACUUCACCAAAGGAGGAGCUGGUCUCGUUGAUUUUUACCACGAGCUUAUACAAAUAUUGUGCGACCAUGCAGAUGUCUAUUCAGGGGAAAAUUCCUCUGUGACGCCAAAUAAUAUGCGACAACCCACAACUAAAACACAAUUUGUGCAAGCUCUCAACGAAUUUCUAACAAUUCCCAAAGAAAAUGACACGGAUGAACCUCAGGAUGACUUCAUGAACAACAACAGCAAGAGCAAAACGGUGGCUGUAGUAGUCCCCACAUUCCAGGCACCCGAAUCCUUCUUUUCUGGAUCAACUACUCAAAGAGGGUUCCCUGAUGACAUUGAAGUGACUCGGUCACUCUUGGAAUGUGCCCUGGAACAACAAAAGCUUCAAGACAAAAAUAGCACAUCUGAGACAGUCGUUCGACUCUCCAGUGCCUAUCUGAAUCCAACAGACAACCUGCUAAAGGUCCUUGCUGAAUUCUCGCACAUUGAGUUCUUGACUGCAGGACGGACUUCCCAUGGGUUUGCUCCAAAGAAAAAAGCAGGUAAUAAAGGCAAGGAUUGGAUCCCUACUGUGUUUGAGACCUUGUCCCGGGAUGCAUGCCAACAUCUCGAGGCGGCCAAGCUGUUAUAUUACGAGCGACCAGGAUGGACGUUUCAUGCCAAGGGGCUCUGGUUGGAAGAGGGGAAAAUGACACAUGGAGCGAAGACAUCAGUUGUCGCUGCCAUUUGUGGCUCGGGCAACUAUGGGGCACGUUCUGAGACUCUGGAUGUGGAAAGUAACUGCGUGCUCAUUAUCCCAUCUGGUUCUCCCUUGCAACAACCGCUGAAACAAGAAUGGACCAACAUGCUCGAGUACACUUCGGAACCUCCCCUUUCCUCCAUUGGAGCAGGGAAAGCAGAUAGUACGUCUGGAAAACGUGUGAAGGAAGGUAACAGUGAGGCGCCUCUGUCGUGGCCCUUGCAAGUCUGCUUGCCUAUUCUUCGCAAGUUCUUGUGA
Seminavis robusta is the source of this 1659-nucleotide messenger RNA. NCBI's taxonomy places the organism in Eukaryota, Bacillariophyta, Bacillariophyceae, Naviculales, Naviculaceae. The record is from the annotation of a GenBank genome assembly.